UCACAAUCAUCGUCACUUCCGUGAAACUAAAAGUAAACAAAGAUGGUGGAUUGUGAAAAUACCACUCACACAGAAAACAAAAUGAAAAAAUUGGAAUUGUUGAAUAUAUUUCUCACCGAGAAAUUAACCACGGCUGCCAAUGAGAUAUUUGGGGCUGUGAAGGGUACUAUAGUUGAGUACCAGACAGAAAUCGUUCGCUCCAAGGAGGAGAACAAUCAUCUCCGAAAGCUGCUGGAUAUCGCUGUUCAGCGCGUUCUACUUCAAACAGACUGUCAUACUAUCCAUCUCACCGAAGAUGCAUCUUCACCUGAGCAGCAGCAUCGUGAGCAGGAGUGGACCCCCGGUCUAGGCCAGGAGGACCCAGAGCCCACACAGAUUAAAGAGGAACAGGAGCUCAGAAACAGUCCAGAGGAAGAGCAGCUUCAAGGGCUGGAGUCUGAAACCGAAGGAGAAUCCAUAUAUACGCCUUCUUUUGUGAAAAGUAACUGUGAUCAGGACCCACCUCCACCUUCACAUCUUCCCCAAACUGUGAACAACAGAGAAGGAGACUCUUUAGCCAGAACCAUAUCUAAUAAUCAUAUCAAAAUAGAGAAUGAAGGAGAAGGCUACAGCACAUCAGAACCAACCAGUGACUUACAGCACGUCUUCACCGUGAAUUCAGACUGUCUUGCAGCUCGGAGUGAAAACAGUGCCCAACCCAAUAUCAACAAUAGAAUUCAGAGAGGACUCUCAGAAUAUGAGGCCCCACAGCCACAGGCAACAUAUGAAAGAGAAAGUAUUGGUCUACACAUACAUGUUAGAGACCAGAACACCACCAAGCUGCCUCAACAGAGAUCCCCCUAUCAAGCCCAAGGCAUACAGAGAGUGUAUCCUUGCCGGGAGUGUGGGAAGUGCUUCAAUUUCUCUUGUCAGUUAGAAGUCCACAUGCGAUGGCACAGCAAGGAAAGACCAUUCAGCUGCUCUGUGUGUCGAAAAAGCUUCACCACCAUCAGCCUGUUGAGGAGACACCACCGCAUUCACACUGGAGAGAAACCCUACCGCUGUCACAUCUGUGGGAAAUGUUUCAAUCAGUCGGCUCACCUGAACACCCACUUUAAAAUUCACCCAGGGGAGAGACCACACAGCUGGAAAAUGUCUCAGUCAAAACGUUAACAGCAGAGACAUCUACACUCAGAAGGGAGAGAAACAUGUACAUCUGGGCAGUAGAACUAUUGUCCAGGAUUUAAGACACUAGAAGAACCCGUGAUUGAUGUUUGAACAAUGCAUUACAAUACAUUGAGGACUGGUGCUGUUAUUCUUUUGUAAUUAUAUUAGAUGCAGAGGGUAGAAAAUCCAUCUUAUUCAACCUAACUAGAUGCAAUCAAUCAGUUAAUUAGAUCAUCCUUAUCUAUUUCCCUUUAGGACUUGGACCUGACUGCUGGGCUGUAUGACUAGCCUAUUAGGGUUUGGGGGCAGCGGUGCUAAAUGCUGCUUCUUUUUUUUUUUUUUAGCAACCAGGAAAUGGCGGAGCGAUUUCUACAUAGUGCGUCUUUAACGGUUUUAAUAAAUAAUUGGUCUGUUUCAAGUCA
Messenger RNA from Oncorhynchus tshawytscha (Chinook salmon), 1568 nucleotides. Its product is annotated as gastrula zinc finger protein XlCGF48.2. The transcript is spliced from 2 exons. Gene Ontology annotation, biological process: regulation of transcription by RNA polymerase II. NCBI's taxonomy places the organism in Eukaryota, Metazoa, Chordata, Actinopteri, Salmoniformes, Salmonidae. Bases 43 to 1152 code for a protein of 369 amino acids. The record is from RefSeq and is a predicted model, not a curated record. Gene Ontology annotation, molecular function: RNA polymerase II cis-regulatory region sequence-specific DNA binding; DNA-binding transcription factor activity, RNA polymerase II-specific.